CCCUUCACCACGAGCAGCGGCACGCGCGGUCGCACCCCCUUCCCCACGGCCGCUGACGCAAAAUGGCGGCGGCGGCAGCAACGGCCGCCUCGCCGUCCUUCCCCCUCGCCGACGGCCGGCCGUUCCGCUCCCCGUGGUUCUGGAUGUAGGAAAUAUGAAUGACUGGCAGAGAAAAAGCCCUCUAGAGUGGGAAACAUACGUGAACAAAAUGGUGAAAGUUGCUGCAGUUGAGAAACAUGAAUAUGAAGGAUGGGUCUUAACAGUUGAUCCAGUUUCUGCCAGUAUUAUCCUUGCAGCAUUCCUGGACAAUGAAAAGGUGUCCAUAACAGUUGUCUUGGGCCAUGCUGUGCAGGAGGUUGAAAUACUGAAAGAAGGGGAUGACAAAAUGAAGCAACAACUUUCCUGCAUAUUUGCUCCUGAAGAAAGCAAAGCCUACAGCCCAGAGGAACUUGAAAAGAGGAAGAACAACCUGAAGACUUGGCUAGAAACAAACCACAUCCCCAUAACGGAGCAGGGUGAAUCAGGAAGAACACUGUGCGUGGCAGGGCUAUUAACUAUUGACCCACCAUACGGCUCAGAAGAGUGCAGCAGCUCUAAUGAGAUUAUUCUGUCUCGAGUUCAAGGCUUGAUAGAGGGCUAUCUUGAAAAACAACAGUGAUGCCUGCUGUUUAAAGCAGUUGUCUUUAGGAGCGGUGUACCCACCUUAUUUUAGGAACUGUCCUGGAUAUCAAAUUCACUAUCUGCAAAAUUGCUGGGUUUAGGUACUUUUGUCUGAUUUUUGUAUGUUAAGAAAGGGAUGGAGCAAGUAGUAUAAAUUUAAAGCAAAAAGCAUUUUCCAUGCACCAUUUUUUAUUAAAAGUAAUCCAUUGGAUAAUGAUGACGUAUUAAACUGAUAUAUCAGUUUAUCAGUAUUAAGCUGAUAAAUCAGUUUAAUAAGUAUUUUUUGUAACAGUAUUGUGAAAGGUGAUGUAUGAUAAAUUUAAACUGUGUUUUCCUCUGCCUUUUUAUUUAAAUAAUUAUGUAGUGUAGUCAAGUUUAUUUGAACUGCUUCCAGAAUUUGUUUUUCAGAAAGAAAAUUGUGACACUACACAAACCAGAUGAAAAAUUGUUCAAAAAGCUUCCCCCUCCCCCAACUAUUUUCUUGCUUUAGAAUAUGAAUUAUAAUGUAAAUCCAAGUUUGUAUAAUCAUUAGGGAAAGUUGGCAGGCAAAUAGGUGGUUUUAAAAACAUUCUCAUCUAUACUUGUUAUUUUAGAGCAACAGUGAUUGGAAGACCUUCAUUCUGUAGCAAAAAAAAAAAAACACAAACUUCUUGCAAUUCAGUAAGUUUGUGUUUCUUACUGCUUUGAUUUUAGCUUAUGGCAACACACAAAGCAAGAAUCAUUAUGUGAUUAUUCAUCCAGUCAGCACCCAUUUCUCUCUUAGUGUAUUGAUUUGUUGUUUUAUGAGGUAGCACCAAAACAUGUUAGCAUGCUCAUAUGCAUUUGAAAAGCCUGUCUAACCCUUGUUAAUAAAAGGCUGUCAUCA
This is a messenger RNA of Columba livia (rock pigeon), 1525 nucleotides long. RefSeq names its product gem nuclear organelle associated protein 6 (gene GEMIN6). Bases 155 to 658 code for a protein of 167 amino acids. Gene Ontology annotation, biological process: spliceosomal snRNP assembly; spliceosomal complex assembly. Gene Ontology annotation, cellular component: SMN complex; nucleus. Lineage: Eukaryota; Metazoa; Chordata; Aves; Columbiformes; Columbidae. The transcript has 3 exons. The record is from RefSeq and is a predicted model, not a curated record.